CGUCAGAAGCGGACAAAUUCAAGUUGAUGCCUAGGUACGUAUGGUGGGAGCUUUAGACCUGAGGUAAUGAAAGUAGCAGCCGACCCGAAUGGUGAGUGGGCGAAGUUGAAAGAGGAGAUGCAGAGACGUUUCAAGUUAGGUGACGGCCUGCUCACCAAAGAAGACCUAGAUAUGUUGAGACGGGACGAGUUCUCCACAAUGGGGGCCUUUGCCAUGACAUUUGAGAAAAUGGCAAAGAAAGUCCCAGGGUUGGCGGAAGAAGAACAGUGUGUCACUUUCCUGGGGCACUUCAAGAAUUGGGAAGCCUCGUCGCUAACCAAGAAGGCUGCGCCAAGAAAGAAACUGACUUGGGCCGCCAUAAAAGAGGGUGUGAAAGAGGGAGAAUUGGACCAGGGGUCGCAGGGAAAUCAAGGCGGCGGACAUCGACAAAACCAAGGAUGGGGCCGAGGGCGAGGAAAUGGCGGUCGCGGGGGAAACAGAAGAGGAAACGGGGGUGGCAAUUCCAGUGGAAGAGGAAACGGGGGUGGCAAUUCCAGUGGAGGAGGAAAUGGGGAUUAUAAUGCGUCAGGAAAUCAGAGUAGUCAGGAUGGCGGGCGAGGUUUUGGUAGAGGACGGAUAGACUGGAGGAAUGCUAUUUGCUGGCAUUGUGGGCAGAAGGGUCACACCAUCAAGUUCUGCCAUAUCCGAAGGAACGAUGAAGAUGAAGGGCUGAUUAGUACCAACUACGACGGUGACAUGUAUGAUAAGUUUGGAUACUACAUUGACCCAAAGAUCCCUCGUGGGUCGAGAAAGGAGGCCUUGAGACGAGUCGAGGCCGGCGAGUCGUCCGCUCCUCCGGCCAUGUUUCGAAUCUGGCAAGAGGAGGAGGUCCGUCCCGAUAAAAGGGUUGAAGAGAUAGGAGAGAAUGAGGAAGUAGAGCACAAAAGAAAAGUCGGUACGGUCAAGGAAGAACCAAUUGUGGUAGAAUCUGACGAGGAAAUAGAAAGGGGUUACUGGAAUGAGGCCCGGAGAACGAUGGAAAAAAUGGAGGAUCUAGUGGCAAAGAUAAGAAGGGGUGGACUCAAGCAAGGGUCACAAAGGCGGUACAAAAGAGUAGAUCAAAAAUGUCGCCCUGUUCCUGCGCUCGUGACUGAGGAACAAGAAGUUUAUUAUGAUCGGGAACGAGAGUUGAUACGGCAAAUGCGGGAAAAUGCGGAGAAUGGACCAUGCCGUAUCAAUCAAGAAACGGAAGAGGUGCUGAUUAUAGGGGAACCAGAUUUUCUUACAGCGCAGGAGAGACAGUUGAUGGUAGAGACCAUGAGAGGAAAACAUACUGCCUAUGCCUUCAAUGAUGACGAACGUGGCCGCCUGGAUGUUGACAAGAUCCCGAUGAUUCGGAUUCAUACCGUGCCACAUGAACCAUGGAAUCUGCGAGGUGCGAGAUACCCGAAUCCGGCUGACGAAGAAAAGGUGGUAAAUUAUCUUGACGGGAAGAUCCGCUCUCAUGUCUCAGACUACUCGAGUGGACCAUAUGCAUCCCUUUGGUUUUGCUUUGUCAAACCAAAUGGGACACUGAGAUGGGUACAGGAUUUGCAGCGCUUGAAUGCUGUAACAGUGAGAGAUGCAGGGGGUCUCCCUAACGCUGAUGCGCUUUCAGAGGCAUGUGCAGGAAGAUCCAUAAUAUCUCUCAUAGACUGGUAUUCUGGUUAUGACCAGUUUCCUGUUUACCCUUCGGACAGACCAAUGACUGCAACGCAUACCCCUCGAGGGCUGAUUCACAUGAAUGUCGCGCCGCAAGGAUGGACAAAUGCGGUUGUCACGGUCCAAAGACACAUGGUGAGGGCAAUGCAACCAGUGAGUCCUCACAUUACACAACCUUACAUCGAUGUUCUGGCUGUGCAAGAUCUAUGUAAAGCCCUAGACUUGCUAAAGGAGCAUAACCUCACUGCAAGUGGAACAAAGUCCAUGCAUUGUAUGCGUGGAGCAACGAUCUUAGGGUUUGUGUGCGACGAGAAGGGUCGUCGGUCAGCCACUAAGAAAACGAACAAGAUUCUCAAAUGGCCAACACCCUUCGAGACAAUUAUAGAGGCCAGGAGCUUCCUGGGAACAUAUCCAACGAUUGCCAGGUGGUUGACGUACAUCUGGAUGUUUGACUUCGAAUUGGAGCGUAUUCUUGGGAACAAGAAUAGGGCAGAUGGGUUAAGUCGCGUUGACUGGGACAAGAGCAAUAAAGGGGUAAUUGAAGAUACUCCGCCGGUCGACGGUUUUCUGGACAAGGAAGAGGACGUUAAACUCCACAGUAACUCCUGGUCAUUGGCUAUAGGUAACUAUGUUACUCCUGAACGACCCAUAUGGCUCGCACCUCCAGGUCAUGUACGGCGGCCGGAUAUAGUCCUCAAACCUUAUGUUGAGGAAGAUUCUUGGGGAAUGUCAGGAGUGGAGUGGAUGAUGGAGUUGGUCUUGGCGGAUAAAUACCAGCUGCGGGAAGACUUGGUCACAUUGGAGACCGAACCCCAGCAGGUAGAAAAGCAUGAACGAUCGGUAGGUGGAAUGUACCUGUUGGCAGACUCGUUGCUCCAAGAAGAGGUUGCUAGGAUUGAAGAAGAGAGACAAGAUAGAGAGGAGAAUGUGAUCCAUGAAGAGAGACAAGAUAGAGAGGAGAAUGUGAUCCAUAAAGGAGAGGACGAUGACUUUGAAGAAGGUCUGGAGGAUGCGCUGGGAUCUUGGGCCACUGGAUCCGGGGCAGAGGAGCUAGUGAGUGAGCAUAUGGCACAGACAGAUGACAGAACAGCAUGCCCCAUUCCUCCAGAGCAUCCACAGCAGGAGGUCACGAGCGAGGCUACAUUAAUCCCCUCAUUUGUGCCCUCCCAAGGAGCUGACAAGAUGGGGCAGAAGAAGUUUGGAAGAUGUUUCUACUGCAAGAAGGGCAAACACCCUCAGGAGACAUGUCCCAAAAGCCUCAAGGAUGAGGCGAAUGGCUUGUUUUCUUGGGAUCCUUGUGGGGUACGUAGGGAUAAGUAUGGGAACCUGAUCCUAAAGACUCGUGAUGGGAUACGGGCACAGUUGAUUAGGCAGCUGCAGGAGGACAUGAGUGAUCAGGGAUAGGGUUCUUUCAUAGGGUUCGAAAACGUCUAGAUUUUGACAAGUAUAAAGCAUCUCUGGCUCACUACUGAUAGAUGAUUAUAGAAGGGCACAUGGAGGAUUGAAUCACGCCCAUAUACAUCAGUUAGUUGAGUCAUUACUGAGAUGUUUACUUUCGCAUAUUGACUUUCAGGCUUAGUUGUACAUAGGAUGGUAUUGAGUGUGACACUUAUUUCCUCAUUUUUACUUUCACAUUUUUCAGUGUGGUGUGGAGUGUUCUUAGAUAGUGUUUUUGUGUGAGUUUAUGAUUCUUUCUCGUUCAGAGCGGUGUGAGAUCCUGGUUUCUUUUUACCUUGACUCUUACUUUGACACCUUGUUCGGAUACUCUGAGUCCUUGUUGAGUACUGUGACACUUGGUAUAAUACCCAGACUUUUUGUGUGAUACUUAGAUUCUUUGUACGAUACCUUGACCGUUUCGAUAUGGACAGGAGCCUUUGAUUGUUGCAAAGCCCCAGAUUCUGUGUGCAUAUGAGGGUCUCAAACUUCUUUCUUUUUGUGUGGUGUGUCACACUCACUCUUAGUUCGUGGACUUGCUCAUAUGAAUGAUUGUUGUGAUGAAGUAAAUAUUGUAAAAUGAC
Chara braunii is the source of this 3698-nucleotide messenger RNA. The record is from the annotation of a GenBank genome assembly. NCBI's taxonomy places the organism in Eukaryota, Viridiplantae, Streptophyta, Charophyceae, Charales, Characeae.